AAAAGGCUAUUAAUAAGCAUUCUAGAAGAUUCUACAAAUGAUAACGCAGUUCCCGCCAAUUUAAACUCAGAUAUUCCAAGCCCUCUAACGAGGUUCCGCCCCACGGGCGAACUUUAAUCAAAUCUUUUGAUUUUUCGUAGAGGGCUUGGUUACCAAGCUAAUGGCCUGGGUCCUUCCAGUGAGAAAUAUGUUUAUACAGUGCUGGGCACAAAUGGUCCGCCAUAACUUGACUCUUGGCUUUAUCAGUUCCCAUAACACUUCUUUUGGAAUUCAACGAGGUCGAGAAGGAGGCAUGGUGACCAUCUCGCCACUUGAUCAAGCUAAAGAGCCAGGAUAUAUCCUCAGGUUAUCUCAAAUGGUAUUAAAGGCUUACCAGGAUGCAGCCGAACGUGCUGAAUGUCAUCAUUCGGAUGGUGUUCCAAACUGGCAAGACCCAUAUCUGGAGGAUGAAUUCCCUGCCGUGAGGGACUCUCCGGAUCCUUCAGAUACAGUACACCUAGAGGAGGGCUCAGGGAAGACUUGCGACAACUCAAGGGAGCUCUCUCCUAAAUCGGAUGACCCUAUCCUUUUAACAAAUGAGACAAAGUUUGGUAAUAAUGAUACAGAAGAUGAAAGCAACUCGGAAAAGUCUAAGGGUAGACAGAAGAAGAACCCUAAACGGAAAGGUGACGAUAGUCCUGGAUUUAACUACGAUCAUAGGCGGGAUGGUGGCAGUGGCGGAGCUGGAGCUGGGGGCAAUGGUGCUAGUUCAUCAAGUGGUUAUGAGAAGUCUUACGGUGGAAGUACACAAUUGAGCAGUGUAAAGAGGUCCGAGGGCUCUUCUUCCCAAAGUGGCUCGAACAAACGUGCUCGCAACCAUCCUGCCUUUUGUAUCCAAGCAAAGGGUCUACAUUUGGCUUUUGAUUGUCCCAAAGAAGUGUUGAAGUCGGAUGGUGGCUUCAGUCAUUUUGAUCUGGCAACUGAUAGCAAUAUGUCUGUUCCAUUCCCUUCGGAUCAUGCUGGAAAGGUGCCUUCGAGUCCUCCGACUGUAGACAUUUCUGCAAGGGCUCGUACAUCCUCAUCUGUCUCUACUUCAUCCGGCUCCACAACUGAGAGCCUGAGCACAUUGGGGACUGGAAGCUCUCUUCCAACCACCCCAUCUAAUCCUACUUUCGGAAUCUCUCCCCAGUCGAGUCCUAACUACAAAGUCACUCAAAAUAGACACUCUAUUUCUCCAUCUUCCAUCCUGGUGCCUCUCGAAGAUCAGGUUGAGGCUGCUCCAGAUGAUACCAUUGCCGAGGAAAGUCUUACAACGGUUACAAACAUUGGGAUUAUUCUCAAUCACAAGAUUCGCAAGUCAUCCGUUGGGAUUGUUUGGGGUGGAAGGAUGUAUCUUGAAGAGUUGAAGGUGUCUCAGGAAUCUACACCAGUAGUAAUCAAACUAGCUGACUGGGAACGGGAGCCGGAAGCGGGGAGCUCUGUGAGCGAGCAUGGUAAAAUUAUUCAAGAGGAGGCCAAAUUCUACCAUCAUAUUACUCAUAAUGCCUCCGCUUCUGAUAUAACACCCCGAUUUUAUGGUGUUUUCAACUACUCGGGUGCCAUCGCACUUGUCCUCAAUCAUGGCGGAGAAAGGCUCAAGAGUUUUGACGAUCUGAACAAAGAGAGAAAAUACACUCUCUUCAAAAAGGUCAUAGAAUUACAUUCACUUGGGAUUCAGCAUGGGGACCUAUUCCCUCGUAAUAUCCUUAUGGACAAUGAAAAAGUUCUGCGCAUUGUCGACUUCCAUCGUUCUACGUGGAAACAUAUUUGCCCUGGGCACAAAAACUGUGUUGAAUUGACAAAAUUGCGUGAGGCUUUGGGGCUCCCAUUGGAAGAACAAUAAAUUUUUCAACUUUUCUGCAUUGUAUUGCAUAGGUACUACUAUUGAUGUAUCACGAUUAACGAUGAUGACAAUGACUUUCUAUAGAAGUUAAUAUAUCCAGUUGAUGAUGCCGUCGAAACUGGAGGCCUCGGGAGGCAUUGCAAGUCCUCAUUGAUAGCAGAAUCAUUCAGACCUAGUGAACGGCACGC
Lentinula edodes (shiitake mushroom) is the source of this 2049-nucleotide messenger RNA. RefSeq lists its product as uncharacterized. Gene Ontology annotation, biological process: protein phosphorylation. NCBI's taxonomy places the organism in Eukaryota, Fungi, Basidiomycota, Agaricomycetes, Agaricales, Omphalotaceae. Gene Ontology annotation, molecular function: protein kinase activity; ATP binding. The transcript has 4 exons. The record is from RefSeq and is a predicted model, not a curated record. The coding region runs from base 161 to 1861 and encodes 566 amino acids.